Megalops cyprinoides (Indo-Pacific tarpon) is the source of this 729-nucleotide messenger RNA. Its product is annotated as C-type lectin domain family 4 member E-like. The transcript is spliced from 6 exons. The record is from RefSeq and is a predicted model, not a curated record. Bases 1 to 729 code for a protein of 242 amino acids. NCBI's taxonomy places the organism in Eukaryota, Metazoa, Chordata, Actinopteri, Elopiformes, Megalopidae.
AUGGGCAGCAUGUACACAGAACAUCAGAAAGACACCCAGAAAGCUGACUCUGGGAUUACCUCAUGCAGACUGGCUGCCCGUUACCUGGCUGUGCUGUGCCUCCUGUUAGCCGCUGGCAACCUGUUCCAGACCAUCCACAUGGUACAGAUGAACAACACUUUCCAGACCUGGUCGGUGUCCCAGAAGGAGCAGGUCAGACAGCUGGAAAGGAAGUUCAAGGCCCUGAAUCUCACCUAUGCUAGCCUCUUCGUCAAGUUUCCUGAACUAGAUAAAUACUGCCCUGUCACCAACAAGACUUCCCAAGAGCGGAGCUGCAGGCUCUGCCCAGAGGGAUGGGAGUUUUUCGGUGAGAAGUGCUACCUCUACUCUACCGACCGGCAAGACUGGAAGUCGAGCAGCUGCAACUGCAUGUCCUUGGGGGGCCACCUUGUGGCCAUCAAGAGUGAGGAGGAGCAGGUGUACCUGUGGAAGAAGGCCAAGGCUCUGAGCCAGGGUGAUUCUUACUGGUUGGGCCUACAUGACACGGACAGUGGGGCCUGGCAGUGGGUGGACAACACAUCUCUGGCAAACAGCGUACAGUUCUGGGGCUACAUGCAGGAGAGAGGAGACUCUGGAGAGCUCUGUGCUAUACUGUCUCCCGGCGACAACUACAAGAUGGACUGGUACACUUUCCCGUGCAAGAACACCCUGAAGAGGAUCUGCGAGAGGAGGUCAGGAACUCUGCUCUGA